AUGAACAGUGCAAGCAUUGACCGUGACCGUGCAGUUCGAGUGAGUAUCGCUCAAGUUUGCUUCUGCGUUGGCACAGGAAGGAGUUUAUGGAUUCGAUCCUCGCUGAGGGCAAGUUGUGUUUUUCUUUACAGGAUCUUCUGUUUAGAAGACGCUGGAUAUAUGUCAUACCCAGCACUCGAAGGACUGUAUACAAUACAUGAUGAGUUGGGUUCAGGAGGUUUCGGGAAAGUCAAGCUAGCCACACAUUUAUUGACGGGUCUUAAGGUUGCUAUCAAAAUCAUUGACAAGAAAGCUAUAGGAGAUGAUCUACCUAGAGUUACGACAGAGUUGGACGCACUUAGGACUUUAUCUCAUCAAAAUAUAUGUCGUUUAUAUCAGUUCAUUGAUACAGAGGACAAAUUUUUUAUUAUUAUGGAGUACUGUAGUGGAGGCGAGAUGUUUGACUACAUUGUAAGAAAGGAGCGCCUUGAGGAAUCUGAAGCUCGCCAUUUUUUCCGUCAACUUGUUCAAGCAAUGGCUUAUGUCCACUCAAUGGGAUAUGCUCAUAGGGAUCUCAAACCAGAAAACUUACUUUUGACUGAGGAUCUUCAUCUAAAGGUGAUAGAUUUUGGGUUAUGUGCCAGACCAUCUUCUCUCUCCCGACCUUUGGAUACAUGCUGCGGCUCUCCAGCAUAUGCUGCUCCAGAACUCAUUGCGGGCAAGGCUUACCUCGGAAAUGAAGCGGAUAUUUGGUCUAUGGGAGUGCUACUAUAUGCUCUUCUUUGCGGAUCACUGCCCUUCGAAGACGAAUCGAUGCAACUUCUGUACCGCAAGAUUGCUAGAGGUAACUAUCACGAACCCGAAUGGCUUAGCCCAAGUAGCCGCGCGCUUCUUCGAAGCAUGUUGCAGGUCAACCCUCAGUACCGCAUAACUGUCAAACAGUUACUCGAUCAUCCUUGGAUCAACCAUAAAUACAGUCAAAAGCUGAAGUGGACCAGCAUAUAUGAUAGGAACGUGGUCGAUGAAGAAGUUGCCACUGAGUUGGCUUUCCAUCACCGAAAAUCCCUUGCGGAGAUGACUGCUUUGAUCAAGGAAUGGAAGUUUGACUAUCUCACUGCAACGUAUUAUCUCCUUCUGCAACAAAAAGGACGCAGAAGAAAAAUAGCCCUACCUCCUCCGAGACCAAAACCUGGAGAAUCAAAUGUCGCCGCGUCUCCGACUAUCCAUGCUUCUCUAGAACACAAUCUCGACCUUUCUGGACUUGAGGACAGUCCUGAUGUUGACCUCUCCCCUCGGAGCUUCCGCUCUGGAAGUAGCAUAAGUGAACAAUUUGAUGCAAUGUGGAGGCACAAUGAACGAGAUCGAGGCUGUGUUAGGGAAAGAGAAAGAGCUCACAAAGGAGUGGAUAAGAGUUCGUAUAUAAAUGCGAUUUUAAAUACACCAACGGUAUGUACUGGGCGUUCUCCUCAACAAAGAUUAGCCUAUAACUCUCCAUCGACUACUAACUCAACCCCGUACAGGCCGGCGCAGAAAUCUUCAGCACGUCACAAGGGUAAUAUUGGCUACGAAUCUGGAUGCGAUAAGGAGAACUAUCGUGCUGGUGCAGCAAGUGUAAGAGUACGAGGGCCUGUUAAGAUAUUAGACGAUCGCGGUACGAGACCACGUAGUAUAUACACAACCCCUCAGAGACCAGCUCUAAAAGGAUUAUUCAGCCCAGGUGGUGCUCGGCAAAGAGCUCGUUCGACUGAGCGUUCUGGUGCUGAAUCACCGGCAUUUUCUGGUGGUAAAACACCUUGUGAUUCCACACGACAGCCGCGCUCUACUGCUAAAACUCCUCGGUUAAAGCAAAGGGUGUUUGCUUCUUUGGAGCGGAAAGCCGAUCGGGUCAUAAACCUUCUAACACCUAGGAAAUUGAAAAAUGAUUCGCCACAGGUUCUGAAAACUGUGGAGGGAAAGAUCAACGUAUCUGUCACUAACUCUACUGAUCCAGAUCGAAUAAGGCAGGAGCUAAUAAAAGUAUUUGAACAGCAGAGCAUCAAAUACGAAGUUAAUGGGUGGAAGAUUUCGGGAAGACAAAAGGAUAAGGCUGGACACGCACUAACUGUUGAACUUGAAGUCGUUGUGGUUGAGAACAUGGGAAAGAUUGGAAUUCGAAGAAAGCGUUUGUGCGGCGAUGCUUUUCUGUACAAAAAGGUUUGCGAACAAAUUCUACGAAUGGCUGGACUGGAUGCAGAUUGA
Molecule: messenger RNA, 2217 nt
Organism: Necator americanus (New World hookworm)
Lineage: Eukaryota; Metazoa; Nematoda; Chromadorea; Rhabditida; Ancylostomatidae
Exons: 20
Coding region: 1-2217 (738 amino acids)
Biological process (GO): protein phosphorylation; intracellular signal transduction
Cellular component (GO): cytoplasm
Molecular function (GO): protein serine/threonine kinase activity; ATP binding
Source: RefSeq, a predicted model, not a curated record